Salvia hispanica is the source of this 1140-nucleotide messenger RNA. RefSeq names its product putative F-box protein At3g10240. Gene Ontology annotation, molecular function: protein binding. The record is from RefSeq and is a predicted model, not a curated record. Lineage: Eukaryota; Viridiplantae; Streptophyta; Magnoliopsida; Lamiales; Lamiaceae.
AUGGGGAGGCGUGAUUUCUUCAUAAAUCUACCAUCAGUGCUCACCACCAACAUCCUCUCACGCCUCCCUCUCCGAACCCUUGCAAUCAGCAAAUGCGUCUGCAAACCAUGGCGCAAUCUCCUCUGCUCUCUCGAUUUCGCCAAAUCCCUUCUUUCCGAUUUCGAAACCCCUCCCGACCUUGCUUGCUUGACGCCGAAUUAUAGGUUGAGUUUUGGAUUCUGUAAAUACCGAGUCGAGGAAUCUUGGACCUUUGAGUACAGGUUGAGUUAUAAUGGUUUUGAUUUAAAUUUUGGCGAUUGCUAUGGAAUAGAGUCUGAUUAUCCUAUCAAAGUUUUCAAUGAUGGUGACAUUUUGAUGUUGAUGGUGACAAAACACAUUGACUUCUACUACCAGAAGACGCGUCUCAUCUACUACUCCAGCAAGACAGGUACUAUUGAACAACUCGGUCUGGUUCAUGAACAUCUCGGUCCGAUUGAUGAAUCACUCAGUACGAUUGAGUAUUCCAAUAGGCUUACGGAACAACUCCGUAAGUUUGAGGAAUUUUACGGAUUUGGAAUGAGCAAAAAUAGCGGGCAAUAUAAGGUGCUCUGUACCGAUGUAAACGCGAGUUCCGACUCUUAUCGUCAUGUAUACACCCUUGGAACAGGAACAUGGAGGCGCGUUGAGGCUGACGAUGUUUCUGGUAUCGGAAUCUGUUCGGCUGGAUACAUUGUUUUUAAUGGCAUCCUCCAUUGGAUAGGAGGAGAAGAUGAUUUGGCUCUUACCUUAUGGGUUUGUGGUUUCGAUCUUGAAACCGAAUGUUUUGACAUCUUCUCUCCUCCUCCUCCUCCGCCUGUAGACGGACGUGGCCAUCAAACCAGGGAGUUGUCUACUUUGAGGGACUGCCUCUGUUAUUCGUACACAUGGGAAGAUGAUAUUGUCAUCUGGUUGAUGAAGGUCAUAUUGUACAAGAUAAGUAGAAAUGGUUUUGAUAUAGAUUGGGAUUUUGCAACUGAUUGGAAAUAUAUGGGUGUUACACCAAUUAAACUUUUUAAGGAUGGUGACAUUUUGAUGCUGCUGGACGAAAAGCGGCUCAUCUACUACUCCAGCAAGACAAGAACUAUUCAACAAGUCGGUAUGUUAAAUGAUGCAAAUGCAUAG